GGACUUCAGGCGUGCUUAGCAACGUGGACAAUAAAUUACCGCAAAGUGGCCAGUAAUCAUCUACGAAAUAAACGUAAUUAUGCCUUAAUAGCCGAGAGAGCCUCAGUUAAGCUUCAUAACACUCUAUUGAGUCUAAUCGCAGUAAUCGAGAACAUUUUUCGACUGUUUAUUCUAGCGAAAACGAUUUGACCGUUUGGAGUCGACAACUAGUUCGACCUGUUUUCUGUCUACAAUGGAUYCAAGUUAAUUAGUUGUUUAUACAUUAAUGCUACCCUCCAUUCAAACGCCUGCAAAACGACAACGCACACCAAACUACGAGAAUUCGCGACAUCACUCCAAAAAGCUGCUUACAGACGUGGUGUUAAAGAAAGCCAGAAAUGAUGCACMCUCUCCUUUCCUACCCUAUCUCUCUKAUGGAACUUUGUCGUCUUUUACAAGUACUAAGUCCAACAAGAGUCGAUGGGACAACCAGAACAUAAAAUCCGGAAUGUCAAAGUUAAAGCAAAGAGGUGGAGGUUUUAGGGAAUACACAAGCAAAAGGUCAAUAGAUACCAGUCGUGUCAGCUGCAGCUCAUCUGGUGUCAAGACCCAUGAUCUGCAGUUAAGAUUUCAGUCAGUUAUGAAUGUCAAUAAAGGCUGGAGCAUCCAGAACCCUAAUCCCAGGCUCUUGAAACUUCAAAGUGAAAGUAGUAAACUCAAUGCUGGACUUGCACCCUUCAGUUUCAGAAAURUUGAUGAKUAUUCACUCCUCAAACGAACAUUAGCCGCUCCWCAUGUCGAAUACCUUUACCAGCACAAACAUUCSUAUUUGAUUGAAGAAAGACACAUGAAAACCACUGGAUCAACAGCUCAACUCAACGAAAGGUUUUCGAUCGCUGCAUCUACUGCGCCGGAACGACGUCCUGAUAGACUCCCAGAAAUAUCACCCCCACCUACCCAUCCUUUGCAAAAACCUGAAGUCUUAGUCUCUUCUCCGACCAAAAAAGACGAGUUGGCCUGUGUUCACAAGAAAUCAUGUGGUUGUGUCAAUGUUGGGGAGAGGGAGAAAGUACCAUCUAAAAAUAUUUACAGUCAGUGGGAGAGAAAACCCACUUGUGCGCAGCGUAAGAAAAGUCUACAGAGCAGCAGCUCAUCAAGUAUGUUCGCGAGUAAAGUUCGAGUGAAACCAGUUAUUGAAAAAUCAUCAAUCAGCCCRCCAAAAAUAUCUCAAAGAAAGAUAAAUAGAGAAAAGUCUUUGGAGAAUUUAAGAAGGAAGGCUAAGAAAGUCCUCAAACAAAGCAACAAUUCACAAGAUAGUUUAGAAAAAAGACGUCGUAGCCUGCAAAACACUGUGAUCCAGUCGUCUUCGAGUAAGAAAAUUAGAAAUACACGCGAACUUAAACCAACGUCGACGUCAAGCAUCCAAUCACUCGAAGAAAAGACYACAGAAGACAUCACCGAUAGACAAGUAACGACCAAUAGCCAAGACAUCASUACAGACAUGGAAUCUAAAAUUGAGGAAAGCAAUGAUUACAUGAAUGACGUACUUACAGUUGUCGAGACUAUAUCCACYGCKGGCACGCCUGCAAGUAUACGUCGAAUAACCACGCCUAGAAUACUUAAAAUGAAGCGUUCAGAUGAUACCACGGACAAGUUAUCAGACUUACAUAAAACCUUCAAGAGACUAGAUAGUGAUGGCGACGGUCAUUUGUCCUUCGACGAACUAAAGCAAAGUCUACCCACAGAUUUAACAAAACGACAGCUUGAUUAUCUAAAAAAGAUAUACCUUAUGGCAUGCGAGAGCACUUUCUUCGGUUUUGAAGAAUUUGCUGCCGUCAAUCAAAUGUGCGACGUCAUCGUAGAUAUCAGCCCAGCUGUUCUAGAAGCAUAUGAGUCGAUCGAUCUGAGUAAUAUCGAAGACAAACUUCAAAUGUACAUGGUAAGUCGGUCUUAUCAAAGACAUAUCAAAGACGCGGUUCAUUCACUCGGUGCACCAAAAGGGUCUUAUCAAAGACAUAUCAAAGACGCGGUUCAUUCACUCGGUGCACCAAAAGGGUCUUAUCAAAGACAUAUCAAAGACGCGGUUCAUUCACUCGGUGCACCAAAAGGGUCUUAUCAAAGACAUAUCAAAGACGCGGUUCAUUCACUCGGUGCACCAAAAGGGUCUUAUCAAAGACAUAUCAAAGACGCGGUUCAUUCACUCGGUGCACCAAAAGGGUCUUAUCAAAGACAUAUCAAAGACGCGGUUCAUUCACUCGGUGCACCAAAAGGGUCUUAUCAAAGACAUAUCAAAGACGCGGUUCAUUCACUCGGUGCACCAAAAGGGUCUUAUCAAAGACAUAUCAAAGACGCGGUUCAUUCACUCGGUGCACCAAAAGGGUCUUAUCAAAGACAUAUCAAAGACGCGGUUCAUUCACUCGGUGCACCAAAAGGGUCUUAUCAAAGACAUAUCAAAGACGCGGUUCAUUCACUCGGUGCACCAAAAGGGUCUUAUCAAAGACAUAUCAAAGACGCGGUUCAUUCACUCGGUGCACCAAAAGGGUCUUAUCAAAGACAUAUCAAAGACGCGGUUCAUUCACUCGGUGCACCAAAAGGGUCUUAUCAAAGACAUAUCAAAGACGCGGUUCAUUCACUCGGUGCACCAAAAGGGUCUUAUCAAAGACAUAUCAAAGACGCGGUUCAUUCACUCGGUGCACCAAAAGGGUCUUAUCAAAGACAUAUCAAAGACGCGGUUCAUUCACUCGGUGCACCAAAAGGGUCUUAUCAAAGACAUAUCAAAGACGCGGUUCAUUCACUCGGUGCACCAAAAGGGUCUUAUCAAAGACAUAUCAAAGACGCGGUUCAUUCACUCGGUGCACCAAAAGGGUCUUAUCAAAGACAUAUCAAAGACGCGGUUCAUUCACUCGGUGCACCAAAAGGGUCUUAUCAAAGACAUAUCAAAGACGCGGUUCAUUCACUCGGUGCACCAAAAGGGUCUUAUCAAAGACAUAUCAAAGACGCGGUUCAUUCACUCGGUGCACCAAAAGGGUCUUAUCAAAGACAUAUCAAAGACGCAGUUCAUUCACUCGGUGCACCAAAAGGGUCUUAA
Messenger RNA from Exaiptasia diaphana, 3067 nucleotides. RefSeq lists its product as uncharacterized. NCBI's taxonomy places the organism in Eukaryota, Metazoa, Cnidaria, Anthozoa, Actiniaria, Aiptasiidae. Gene Ontology annotation, molecular function: calcium ion binding. Bases 266 to 3067 code for a protein of 933 amino acids. The transcript has 15 exons. The record is from RefSeq and is a predicted model, not a curated record.